AUGCUAGGCCAAAUGGGCUCCUACGCCCGGCCCUCCGCCGACGUGGGCGACGUGCUAGACCUCUACCUGCACGGCUACGUCUCCUCGCGCAUCAUGAACCUGUCGCGCGACUCCGCCGCCGCCGCCGCCACGGGCGACGAGCCAAAGGCCGUCGGCAUGCCCAUCACCGUGGCGGCCACGCACUUUGACGGGCUCGUGCUGGCCCUCUCGCCCAAUGCCCACAGCUACAACUACCGCUCGGCGGUGCUCUUCGGGCACGCCGUCGUCGUGACCGACGUCGCGGAGCGCCUGUACGCCAUGGAGCUCAUCACCGACGCCGUGGUGCCGGACCGCUGGCGCAACACGCGCGUGCCGCCCAACAAGGCCGAGAUGAGCAGCACCACCAUCCUCAAGGUGAGCGUCUCGCACGGCAGCGCCAAGGUGCGCCAGGGCAUGCCCCACGACGAGAGGUGCGACCUCGAGGACGAGGCCGUCAUGGACGGCGUCUGGAACGGCGUCGUGCCGGCCUACACCGUCAUGGGAGAGCCCAUCCCGAGCCCGUACAACAGGGUCAAGGAGGUGCCCGCGUACCUGCAGGAGUGGAUCAAGGAUAUCAACGAGUCCAGGCGCGAGAUGGCGGUCGAGGAGAUGACAAAGGAGCCUGAGCCCAAGGAGGCCAAGUAG
This is a messenger RNA of Thyridium curvatum, 663 nucleotides long. RefSeq lists its product as uncharacterized. NCBI's taxonomy places the organism in Eukaryota, Fungi, Ascomycota, Sordariomycetes, Thyridiales, Thyridiaceae. The coding region runs from base 1 to 663 and encodes 220 amino acids. The record is from RefSeq and is a predicted model, not a curated record. The transcript has a single exon.